Molecule: messenger RNA, 7511 nt
Organism: Drosophila nasuta
Lineage: Eukaryota; Metazoa; Arthropoda; Insecta; Diptera; Drosophilidae
Gene: Top1
Product: DNA topoisomerase 1
Exons: 8
Coding region: 382-3537 (1051 amino acids)
Biological process (GO): chromosome segregation; DNA topological change; DNA replication
Cellular component (GO): chromosome; nucleolus
Molecular function (GO): DNA binding; DNA topoisomerase type I (single strand cut, ATP-independent) activity
Source: RefSeq, a predicted model, not a curated record
UACAGUUCGAAGUUGAUUCGGUACGAACGUGUUCGCGUGGCCGCUGCGCGCUGUAAAAAGAGAAAGACUCUGUGUGUAAGAUCUUGGGGACUUGGAAAAAUUCUUUUUUAUAUAUUUUGAGUACAAUCUCGCGCAGUAAAUGCAAAAGGCACAAAACUAGCUUAUGUAGUAGCUAGCAGCGGCAUUUACCGAAUACCUUAAAUACAUAUAUAUAUAUAUAUAUAUAUAUACGUAAAUAUAUAUAUUUUAACAACAAAAAUAUAUAAAUUUAAAGUGUAGCGUAAAGCAAAUUAAAAUUAACAAAAAAAAAAACGAAAGAAAAAAAAGUGAAGUUGGGAAAAAGCCGAGAGCGCCGCACUGCCAACUGAGAAAUUGUGCAAAAUGAGUGGGGAUGUGGCUGCUGAAAAUAAUUUACACGUGCAAAAUGGCGGCAGCUGCGAAGUGCAAUCGAAUGGUGUAACCACCAAUGGACACCAUAAUAAUCACCAUCAUAGCAGCAGCAGCAGCGGCGGCGGCAGCAGCAGCAGCAGUAAACACAAGUCCUCCAGCAAGGAUAAGCAUCGUGAUAAGGACAGAGGUGGCGAGCACAAAAGCUCCAGCUCAUCGUCCAGAGAACACAAGAGCAGUAGCAGCAGUAGUAGUCGCGACAAGGAUAAGCAUAAGAGCAGCAGCAGCAGCUCGUCUAGCGGCAAGGAUAAGCAUCGCGAUAAAGACCGUAGCGAUGGCAGCAAUUCGCAUCGCAGCUCAUCAUCGUCGUCCAGUCAUCGCGACAAGGACGGCAAGCACAAGUCUUCUUCAUCUUCGUCGUCGUCAUCGUCGUCUAGAGAUCACCACAAGAGCAGCAGCAAGGAUAAAGAGCGCAAGGAUAAAGAUCGCAGCAGCAGUAGCAGCAGUUCCUCUAGCCGUGACAAGCACAAGUCCUCCUCAUCUUCUUCGUCGUCGAGCUCACGCCACAAGAGCUCAUCGUCGUCGUCAUCAUCGCGAAGCAAACAUUCCAGUUCGAGUUCAAGUUCAAGGCACGGCGGCUCAUCAUCAUCAUCAUCAGCAUCGACGACGACAAAAGAUCCCUCUUCCUAUGAUGGUGUCUUUCUCAAGCCAGAGCCCGUUUCACAAGCACAUGGACUGGAGAACGAAGAUCCUUUGCAAAUGCAGUUGCAGCAACAGCAGCAGCAGCAACAAAUGCAACAGCUCCAACAGCAACAGCAGCAACAAUAUCAUCUUCAACAGCAGCAGCAGCAACAACAAUUUCAACAGCAGCAACAACACUUCCAGCAACAGUUGCAGCAGCAGCAGCAACAGCAACAAUACCAGCAUCAUCAACAGCAAAACGUCGAUUGCAAUGGCUAUAAGAAUGGCUACGAGGAGCAUGCGGAUGUGAAAAAAGAAGAGGAGAGCUUUAACAUAUCACAGGCCAGCUCCUGUGAUUAUUCCCUGUCACAGUUUCGUCCCGAUGAGCCAUCGUUUGUUGUCAAACAGGAGCAGACCUACAACGAAGAAGAUAGCGCCUUAAACGAUGAUGACGACGACGAGGAUGAGGGUAACAAUGAGAAUGACGAUGAUGAGGAUGUGCCGUUGGCCAUACGGAAACGCAAACAGGAGCCCGUUGAUGAUUUCGAUGGUGGCGCUGACGAUGAUGAUGACAUUCCGUUGCUGGCGCGCAAGAAGGUCAAAAAGGAGUCCAAGGAGAAGAAGAACAAGAAGAAGCGCAUUAAGGAGGAAAUAGACGAUGACUAUGGACAAAAAGUGCCCAAAAAGAAGAUCAAAAAGGAGAGUGAGAUUAAAGCGGAGGUCAUGACGACGUCGCCCACAAAGACAUCGCGCAAGGGCAAAAAGGAUGAGGAGGAGGAAGUGUGGCGAUGGUGGGAAGAGGAGAAACGCGACGAUGGCGUCAAAUGGACAACACUCGAGCACAAAGGACCCGUAUUUGCGCCCCCAUACGAACGUGUGCCGCGCAACGUGCGCUUCUUUUACGACGGCAAACCGCUGGAGUUGACCGAGGGCACUGAGGAGGCGGCCACUUUCUAUGCCAAGAUGUUGAAUCACGACUACUGCACCAAGGAUGUAUUCAAUAACAAUUUCUUCAAGGAUUUCCGCAAAACGAUGAGCGCCAGGGAGAAGGAGAUUAUCAAAGACUUUCGCAAAUGCAAUUUCCAGGAGAUGUUCGAAUACUUCCAGGCCGAAUCCGAGAAACGUAAAGCGGCCACCAAAGAGGAGAAACUUUCCAAGAAGCUGGAGAACGAGGCCUUGGUUAAGGAAUAUGGCUUCUGUAUGAUCGAUGGCCACAAGGAGAAAAUUGGUAAUUUCCGUUUGGAGCCGCCCGGUCUGUUUCGCGGUCGUGGCGAACAUCCUAAAAUGGGCAUGAUCAAGUGCCGCAUUUCCGCCUCCGAUGUUUCCAUCAAUUGUGGCAAACAAUCGAAAGUGCCACCACCGCCGCCCGGACAACGCUGGAAGGAGGUGCGCCACGACAACACUGUCACAUGGCUGGCCUCGUGGAUUGAGAAUGUGCAGGGCCAGGUGAAGUACAUCAUGUUGAAUCCGUCGUCGAAACUCAAGGGCGAGAAGGAUCACAUCAAAUACGAGACGGCGCGUCGCCUGGACAAGGUGAUUGACAAGAUACGUGCCACAUAUCGUGACGAAUGGAAAUCGAAAGAGAUGCGUGUACGUCAACGAGCCGUUGCUCUCUAUUUCAUCGAUAAGCUAGCGUUGAGAGCGGGCAACGAAAAGGAUGAGGAUCAAGCGGAUACCGUGGGUUGUUGUUCGCUGCGUGUGGAGCAUGUGCAGCUGCAUAAAGAGCUCAAUGGCAAGGAGAAUGUGGUCGUAUUUGAUUUCCCCGGUAAGGAUUCCAUACGCUAUUACAACGAGGUCGAGGUGGAGAAGCGUGUGUUCAAGAAUCUAGAAUUGUUCAUGGAGAACAAGAAAGAGGGCGAUGACCUCUUCGAUCGCCUUAAUACCCAAGUGCUAAACGAGCAUCUCAAGGAGCUGAUGGAGGGACUCACGGCUAAAGUAUUUCGUACAUAUAACGCAUCGAAAACGUUGCAAAGCCAAUUGGAUCUGCUGACGGAUGGAGAUGCCACAGUUGCCGAAAAGUUGCUCGCCUAUAAUCGCGCCAAUCGUGCCGUUGCCAUUCUCUGUAACCAUCAGCGUUCCGUGCCCAAGGGACAUCAGAAAUCGAUGGAGAACCUUAAAGAGAAAAUACGCGCUAAGCGCGAUGCCAUCGAUGACUGCGAGUCCGAAUAUCAUGAUCUGAAGAAGGCGGCCAAACGUGGCUCUGUGAAGGAGAAGGUGAUGGCCGAUAAGAAGGCCAAGCAGCUGGAGCGCAUGAAGGAUCAGCUGAAAAAAUUGGAACUACAAGAGACUGAUAGAGACGAGAAUAAGACCAUUGCCCUGAGCACAUCCAAACUAAAUUAUCUCGAUCCACGUAUAUCGGUGGCAUGGUGCAAAAAGCAUGGUGUGCCGAUUGAAAAGAUCUUUAAUAAAACCCAAAGAACCAAAUUUCUUUGGGCCAUUCAUAUGGCCGAUGAGAAUUAUCGUUUUUAAAGCAAAAUGCAUAAACAAUUGAAACAAUGUAACAGCUAAAACAUAGAUAUACACACACAAUCACACACACACACACACAGAUAAAUAAAUACUGAGAAACAGGGACGGAAAUCAGGAGCAGCAGCAAGAAGAGGAACAAUGGCCGCCAAAAACAACUUUGACCAAAAAAAAACAAAAGGAAAAAAAUAGGCCAAGAACAACACCAACAACAUUAACAACAAAAUAUCAACAACCACCGCGUCAUUAAAGAAAAAAUUAACCAAUCGUGUUUUAGUGGCCUUCUUCCUCAACCGCCCGCCCGCCCCCACUCCGAGUCCUUAAGGGGAUUUGUAACGCUGCACUUGGAUGUUGGAAGAAGAGAGUGGGAAGUGAAAGUGUAAAGUUUAACUUGGCAGCACUUUUUAUUUUUCGAACUGUACUCAAAAACGCAAACUAAUACAUGUAAACAUAUAUAGAUGUACUCACAAACACAUUCACAACACACACCCACACACUCGCACUCUAACUUUACAUAGCGCAUAUGUAUUGAGGAGUAUGUGUGUGGGUCUGCGUGUGUGUAUUUGUAUGUGAGCACAUGUAUGUGUGUGCGAUGUCCGAGAACAUAAUUACGUUGUAUAAUUAAUUACGUUCCCUCCCCACAACACCACAAUUAAACAAGAAACCGAGAUAUUUUCGUAAAUUUACAAUAAUUUUGAGUUUUUUUUACAUAUACAUAUAUGUAUAUAUAUAUUAUUAUUUUUUUCAUUGUACAAUUUUAUGUUUAUAAUUAUAGUUGAUCUUCGUUUAGCAAAAAGCUUAUACCUAUAUACAAAAAACAAACAAACAAGCAUAUAAUAAAAUACAUAUAAUAAUUAUUAAGGGACAGUGCUAAGUGAUGAGAAAACCUUGUAGCCCACUUUUAGCAUAGCAUAAUUUAUUCGAUUAGAGAGCAGCGAAGCAGCAAAAACAAAAAAACAAAACGACACAAAAACAAAGAAGAAAACUAAAUUCUAUCGAAAACAAAUUAUAAGAUGAAUGAAGAAAGGGAUAAACAAAUUAAAUUGAAAUGCAAAUUGUAUAUUUGCAACAUAUUGGAUUUUAUGCAUAUGUUGUAUAUUAACUAAUUUCAAAAACAAAAAACCUUUUUGUAAUUGAUUUAAAUUUUUUUAACGCCACAUGUUUUCAUUCACUCAAAACGAAUUUUAUGUAAUUACUUAACUAUUUUCUGCUUUUGCUUUUAUUAAAUAGUUGAAUUAAAAUCAAUGAUGUGUUGUACUAAAGAAACACAGACAACUACUAUAAACAAAAAGAAAACAAAACACUUAAACACCACCACCACACAUAGACAGGUUUCAAAUUCUGUUUGGUUCAACAAUAUUAAUAAUAAUAAUAAUAAUACAAAGAGGAGGAACUAUGAAACAAUUGUAAAAACAAUCAAUCAAAAGCAGACACAGCUUGGAAAACAACAGCGCAACAACAACAAACAAAAACAAAAAACAAUGAUAACAACCAUAUGAUAACGAAAUAAAUAGGAUAUUAUAUAAUAUAAUUAAUAAUAAUAAUAUAUAUACGUGCAAUUAAGUGAGCUAAAUAUUACGUGCGAUGUCGAUAAACACGAAUAUCGAUGUCGAUAACAAAGAAAUUGUAAAAACAAAAACAUGAAAAGAGAAAAGAAAUGAAAUGAAAAACCAACGCAAAGAGAAACAAAUUUAGAACCUUGAUAAUAAUGAUAAAUCAUCUUGGAUCACCACAAACGCAAUGAUGAUGAUGAUCAUGAUCAUGAUGAUGUAUGUAUGUAGUUGUAUUUAUAUUUUAAUUAUGCAAAUUAUGGCCGAGAGCAUCGGACUCGCGCAAGUGAGCGAGCGAGAGAGCAAGUGACAUUGGAGAUGCAUACAAACAAAAACACACAGAUACCACUCACACAUACAUAUGCAUGUAUGCAUGUGUACGUGCGUGGACACUAAUUAUUAUAUUAUUAUUAUUAUUACUAUGAUUACGAUUACGAUUACGAUAUGCAGACACUGCACAUACACAACAUAUACAUAUGCAUAAGUAUCAAAUAAAAAUUAAUUCAAUUUUUGUCAAAUUUUAAUGAUGAUUGAUGAUGAUGAUGAUGAAGAACGUGACGUGGCACUUUUAAAUGUAGCAAAAUUUGAAUUGUAAUCCUGUCGUGUGUGCACACUGGCGCUGAUGAAACACCACAAACACACACACUCACAUCCCCACCCUCCUCCUUCGCACCCACAGACACACACACACACACACACACAGUCACACAUAAACUUGGCAUAUUACAAUACGAUAUAAGCAAAUAAGAGAGAAGAGAAGAGAGAACAUUUAAGGUGUAAUGUAAUUGUAAUGGAAUGAUGCAAAUAUACAUACGACAACAUAUAUGCAUGCAUAUAUAUAUUAAUGUAUAUGUGCAUCAAUAUAUAUAUAGAUAUAUAUUUAAAUCUGAACAAUAAUUGCGUUUUACUUUUGGGAAAUUACACCGUCGAGCAAAAGCUUCAAUCUGAAAAAUCGUUAUUGAAACGGUUUGUGGGAAUAUAUGCAUCGUUAUUAUCGAUUUUUAUCGAUAAUAUUCAGCCAGCAAAUUUUGACAGAAAAAUAUGGUAAAAACACAAAAUCCUCGAUAACUCGCAAAUGAGCAGGACGAUUGCGAUGUCCUUUGGACAGCAGGUGCAGCUCCUUGAGACGACAUUUUUGACACAUCACUCGACAGGAUCAGCAAGAAUAUAGCCGAGUUAUAGCUACUUUUCUGUACACGAAAAAGUCCUUGUAUCUCAGCCAUACAAAGGACUUUCGUCCUGAAACUCAUACCACCUAUUGCCAUAUGAUAUCUACUAUCUGUUUGCCAAAGGACAUCAAAAUCGUGCAGUAACUUUUCGAGUUAUCCUGGAUUUUGUGAAAUUGCGACAAAUUUUCCUACUGAACCCCUUAAAAAAAUGCCUAAAAAUUUUCGAUGUAAUUUUACAAAUAUUUUUGAUGGCAAUUGAUAGUGUUGGUGGCUAUGGAAAGGAAAAGUCGUGUUCCACGAGGAUCCUUAAGGAUAUGUCCAAGUUAUGACGCUGAAAAGUUACAAUAUUUCAUACUUACCAAAGUUUUUUAUCCUGCUAAGUUGUAAGAACAAGGAAUGUCCUAGAUAAAUAUAUAUCGCGUAUAUAGUAUCAUAAUAUAUGUUAUGUAUAUAUUUCAUAUUAUAUCAUUUAUCAUACAUAAUUUUUUAAGUUUUAGCGACUAAGUUGAUAGACGUUUUUCCUUUUGGGUUUUCAAUUCCGAAAUGGUUACAAAAAAAAAAAAAUAAAAAACAAUAUUUAUAUAUAGAGAAUAAAAACGUGGAGACGGCAAAAAAAGAGUAAUAUUAAUUUAAAAAUAAAUAUAUGUAACAAAAAUGACAAGUGAUAUAUUAUGUAAGUAUGUAUGUAUGUUAGUUUUAUAGCUUACAAAUCGGAUAUUGCAAUUAUUUUCGUAUCAAAAUUUUCCUCAUAUUCUUCGGUUUUUGUUUUUUUUUUUUGUUUACUUUUAUUAUUAUUGCGCUUAAAACUAGAUAUAAUAAAAUUGCGUGAAUGUGUUUGUUUCGACUUGUGUAAUUAUGUGUGUGUGUGUAUAGCAAGUGUAUUUGUGUGUGUGUGUGUUGUUAUUGUUCAUAUAUCAAUAUGUAUAAAUAUAUAAAUAAAUUUAUAGGAAUAUAUGUUGAUUUUUAAGCAACAUUUUUUUUCUUUAAUGUUUUUUUUUUAAGUGUUAUUAUUUAUUUGUUUUUGUUGUUUUGUUUUAAGUUAAGCGGCCCUUUUUAAAAGCAUUAUGAAUCGAAUAAAUAUAUAUGCAUAUGUGUAUGUAUGCUUGCACGUAUGUGUGUGUGUGUGUGUUUAUACACAUUUAAUUAUGUUGUUGCUGAUAUUUCAAAUCGGAAGGACUCGCGACAAAUUGUUUUUGUUCCGGUUCUAAUUCCAGUUGUUGUUGUUGUUGUUGUGGUUCUUGUCUAUGCUAAAUUUGGA